Messenger RNA from Abrus precatorius (Indian licorice), 1348 nucleotides. RefSeq names its product aldose 1-epimerase-like. The record is from RefSeq and is a predicted model, not a curated record. Gene Ontology annotation, biological process: glucose metabolic process; beta-D-galactose catabolic process via UDP-galactose, Leloir pathway. NCBI's taxonomy places the organism in Eukaryota, Viridiplantae, Streptophyta, Magnoliopsida, Fabales, Fabaceae. Gene Ontology annotation, molecular function: carbohydrate binding; aldose 1-epimerase activity. Bases 109 to 1218 code for a protein of 369 amino acids. The transcript is spliced from 5 exons.
AAGCAACACUUUUCCACUGUCUUUAUCCCUCAAAGUUCUCUUGUUUUCUUUCACUCUCUGCAUUCUCAGUAUCCAUAAUUGCUUGCUUUAUAGCAAAAAAUACAUAUAAUGACCAACAUCUUUGUGCUUCUGUGCCUGCUCUCCUUAACUGCUUCUGGCUUUGUCAAUGCCUCCUUUAAGCAAGAAAGUGACCAUAUCAAGUUAUUUGAGCUCAAGAAAGGUGACCUUUCUAUAAAGGUCACCAACUGGGGGGCAACACUUGUCUCUGUAAUCCUUCCUGAUAAGAAUGGAAAGUUGGGUGAUGUGGUUCUUGGAUAUGAUUCCCUCAAGACAUACACUAAUGAUUCAACAUACUUUGGAGCUACAGUUGGUCGUGUUGCUAACAGAAUUGGGGGAGCCCAGUUUACUCUAAAUGGAAUCCAUUACAAACUAAUUGCUAAUGAAGGAAACAACACGCUCCAUGGUGGACCAAAAGGAUUCAGCUUUGUUCUCUGGAAAGUAGUAAGGUAUAUAAAAUAUGGUGACAAACCAAGUAUCACCUUCAGUUAUCACAGUUUUGAUGGUGAAGAAGGAUUUCCUGGGGACCUUCUAGUAACUGUGAGCUACAUUCUUGAGAAAAAUGCUUUGAGGAUAAUCAUGAAAGCAAAGGCUCUAAACAAGCCUACCCCAGUGAAUCUAGUUAACCAUGCUUAUUGGAACCUAGGAAACCACAACAAUGGUAACAUUCUAGAUGAGGUUGUUCAAAUCUUUGGAUCCAAAAUCACACUCGUUGAUGACCAUCUCAUUCCUACUGGCAAAUUUGCUUAUGUGAAAGGGACCCCAUAUGAUUUCCUUAAGCCACACAUUGUUGGAACCAGGAUCAACCAAUUACCUAAGACUAAUGGUUAUGACAUCAAUUAUGUGCUUGAUGGGGCAAAAGGCAAAGAGAUAAAGUUGGCAGCUAUAGUGAUGGACAAGAAAUCAGGGAGAGUGAUGAAGCUCUUUACAAAUGCUCCUGGUUUGCAGUUUUAUUCUGCUAAUUUUGUGAAGAAUGAGAAGGGGAAAGAUGGGUUUAUUUAUCAGCCACGUUCAGCACUGUGUUUGGAGAGUCAAGCAUUCCCUGAUUCUGUGAAUCACCCUAAUUUUCCCUCAACUAUUGUGACCUCUGAAAAGCCUUAUAAGCAUGUUAUGUUACUCAAGUUUUCCACCAAAGUCCCAUAUGGUUUUUCAGAGUCAUAAGAACUGUGCGCUUUUCAGCCACUUUUUUAUGUUCUUGUUCAUUAUCACUGUAGCAUGACUCGUUUUCUUGCAAACUUGGGUCACUAAAAUGAAUAAUAAGACCUUGUGUUCUUUGUUUCAAGAUUACCUC